AUGAGGACAGCCGCUUGGAACUGUAGAGGCUUAGGCAAUGACCUCGCAGUUCGACGUCUAAAAGAGAUUAAGAAGACUUUCUCUCCAGACAUCAUUUGCCUCAUGGAAACUAAGCAAGGAAAUGACGUAGUUAGAUCAGUUGGUGCUGAACUAGGAUAUGACCAUGUGUUUACAGUCCCUCCAAUAGGCUUAAGUGGUGGUGUAGCUCUAUUUUGGAAUAGUUCUCUUUCUGUUUCCGUUCUUUAUCAUUCCCUAAAUCUUGUAGACACAUAUGUUAAAAUUAAUGGAUUUGGUUUCUAUUUGUCUUGUGUAUAUGGCAACCCAAAUCCAUCUCUUCGUCACUUGGUUCGGGAAAGAUUAGAACGGACAACUUUAAACAGAACUGGACCUUGGAUGGCUAUUGGUGAUUUUAAUGAAAUCAAGAGUAAUAGUGAGAAAAAAGGUGGUCCACCUAGACAUGAAAGUUCCUUUGCCGACUUCCGUAACAUGCUUCAGGUCUGUGACUUUCAUGAGCCAAAAUUCAAAGGAAACCCCUUCUCUUGGACAGGAAAACGUUAUUCUCAUGAUAUUGCUUGCUGCCUAGACAAAACACUAGCAAACAGUGAAUGGCAUGGCCAAUAUCCAGCUUCGCAUGCUGAGUUUUUGGAACUUCUUGAAUCAGAUCACAGACCAGUCAUCACUACUAUCACUAGCGAUUUUAACCCGCGUCAAGGUCAGUUUUGCUAUGAUAACCGGCUAUUAAAUCGUGAGGGAUUUCAAGAUGCAAUCAACAGAGGGUGGAACCAUCAACAUCUUGGCCAUGAGACACAACUAACAUCACGAUUACAAGAGUGUAGAAAAGCUAUUUUCUCCUGGAAACGACGUAACAAACCUAAUGCACAAGAAGAAAUCAGCAUCCUUAAGAAUCUACUAGAUAAGGCUCAUUCUGAUGGUCUUCUACACAACGUAAACGAGAGCUUCGACAACAACUGA
This is a messenger RNA of Camelina sativa (false flax), 972 nucleotides long. Lineage: Eukaryota; Viridiplantae; Streptophyta; Magnoliopsida; Brassicales; Brassicaceae. The record is from RefSeq and is a predicted model, not a curated record.